Messenger RNA from Brassica napus (rape), 1519 nucleotides. RefSeq names its product protein RKD3-like. The record is from RefSeq and is a predicted model, not a curated record. Gene Ontology annotation, molecular function: DNA-binding transcription factor activity. The transcript is spliced from 4 exons. NCBI's taxonomy places the organism in Eukaryota, Viridiplantae, Streptophyta, Magnoliopsida, Brassicales, Brassicaceae. The coding region runs from base 549 to 1451 and encodes 300 amino acids.
CCCGAAAACCCAAAAACCCGAAAACCCCGAUCCGAACGCCAACAGGUACCCGAACGCCCAGGUUUAAUCACAACGGAGCCGGCCCGUCAUAUACAAACUGAUACGUUCUAUAUUCAUGUAUAUGUCUAGUAUAACGAUUUUCAAGAUUAUUUUUGAAAAAAUAAAUAAAAAGAUUUUGAAAAAUGACAACAAGCAAGAUAUGAUGAACUUGCAUUGCAUGUGAUGGGAUGGGGAAGCUAAGCCUAUUGAAUUAGGGCCGGUAAUUAGUAGAUAUAAAUAUAUAAUUAGCAUUAAAUAAAUAUUUUUCUCUAUUAACCAAAACAAUAAACUAUAAUCAUUAACUUCUACAAUAAUAUCUCUCUCUCGUAACUUACACAAGACAUCUAAUGAUUUAGACGGCUCACCAUCUCCGAGAAGUAAGCUAAAGCGUUUAUACAUAUAAGCUAAAGCGUUUAUACAUUCCAAAUAAAUAUAUAUACACACGUUUCGUUUUCUUCUUCUAUCACUUGAAAAAAUCGUUACUUUUUAUCAACCCCAUCUCACUCGAAAUGACUGAUCAUAAACAACUACAGAACUGGUCACAGUUUGAUGACUAUGAAUUCAUUCAAGAAGAAAACUUGUUCUCAUUAUUCGAUCACUCACUUUCCUUAGACUACAAUUCGUCCAUUAACAACCCUUUAAGUGAUAUCCAAACCCAAACUUGGUUUUCUGUCCAAGACAUCAUUAAUGUUGAUCCUCUCUCUACUCGUUUCUCGGCUGGUGAUCAUACGUUUAUGGCUUCAGAGGAUCUUGAAGCAAUUUCUACCUUUUCUCAAGAUGUGUUUAGUGGAUCGUGGAAUGAAAUUACUGGUAAUUUCAAUAAUCAUUUUGAACCAAUUAGAGAUGAAAUAUCAAGCAUAGGGAUUCCGAACAUGGAGAUGAUAUUGCAUGAGAGUAACAACACAAUGAAAGAGAUAACAUGCUAUAAGAGGAGAGAGAGAACAGAUGGAGUACUCGUCAAGAGCUUGUCAAGGGAAGAAAUCAAGCCAUACUUCUACAUGCCGAUAACUAAAGCAGCCAAAGAGCUUAACGUUGGAUUAACCCUUUUGAAGAAAAAAAGUCGUGAGUUGGGUAUUUCCCGUUGGCCUCACCGCAAGCUUAUGAGCAUUCAGGGCAUCAUUACUAACCUCCUGGAUCACUUAGGAAAGACGGAGGAUGAAAGGAUCAGGAGUAAGGUGACGAAAGCUCUGAAGAUUUUGGAGAGGGAGAAGAAAAUGAUUGAGGAGGAUCCUAAUUUGGAAUUUGGGGAUGAGACUAAGAGGUUAAGACAGGCUUGCUUUAAAGCUAAUUACAAACGAAGACGGCUUUUGUCUAUUUCUAACACAUCUUUUUUUUUCGGGGAGCAAGAGCUUGCAUGUCUAGAUCAGAGACGUAGAGGAGAAAGAGGUCUAACAAACAAUGACAUGUACUAGUUUCUUUUGACGAUGAUCAAUACUUCUCAUGAAGGUGGUUUUGCUUGUAUAACAGAGUUAAUCCAGUU